UCCUACAGUUCCCGGCAUCCUUCGCGGUCCCCGGGCUGUGUUGUGUUCCUGCUCAGACGCGGCUAGUUCAAGUUGCCAUAGCGCAGUGAAGCUGUUCUUCUGUUAGCUCACAGGCAACACGCGACAAAAACAAACGUCCUCUGUGGAAAUUAUCGAUACGACAGCAAGUCUCUCCUCUGUUUCUUUGAGCUGUGGACACGAGCAGUGCUCUGUAGCUUCGCUGUUUGCUUUCCGAGCUAAAUAAGUGAGCUAACGGUGGGUUAGCUAGCUAGCGCUCCAGAAGUGGAUGCCACUUGUUGCUAACCAGGAGGAGCAUCAGUCACAACAAUGGCUGGGAUUGAUUGGGAGGGGACCGGUGUGAGCUGCAGGGUUGUUUUAGUCACAUAGUUUCAUUCUUGUCUUCCUCUUGUUGUUCAAUUGACGAUGACUGAGCUACCGGUUCGGUUUGCUGUGAUAAAGAUUCAUAUCUUACAGAAAGUUCACAACCGUCCCACCGUGGUCGUUAAUCUGAUUAACGUCACUGUAAACAAUUGGCGUUUUGCGCUGACGAAGCUAGUGGUAGAUCACAAAUAGACCCAUUAUCCCAGUCAGGCGUUUUUGUUUUGUCGCCACUCCUGCAAAAUUGCCAAACCCAAACUAUGGACACCUCCAGCAGUUCGGAUUCGUACGACAGGACGCGGGGGCACAGGCCUCGGGGUCGUGACGCCCACCGCAGACCCGGCCGGGACAGGGGCAGUGCCGGUGGUGAUCGAGCAACAGACAUAUGCGAGAAGAUCGACACCCUGGCCAACACGUUACAGGGCACCAGUAGAAACCUGACCAAAGUUGACCGGAUGCUGGGCCAGUACAGGGAUCAUACAGACGAUCAUGCUGAAGCCAUGGCACUGCUCAGGGAAAACCUGGAGGAGUCGAUCAGUCAGCUGCAGACACAGAGGCUGAGUAGAACCAACGGUGCUCGGAGUGUUUCAGCUUCGGCCUCUACCCUGCAUACCAGUGACCUGGAGGCUUGUUCAGGGUCAGAAGGCCAGCGUUUCUACCCUACCUCUCCACUGAGAGCCCACUACACAGGCCCUGCAGCAAGUAGGAAGAGGUCUCAGUCUGCCGGUGUUCGCUUCAAGGAUGCCAGUCGGACAGGAGAUGAUAUUCAUACUUUACACAAAUCCCUGAGGGAUCUACAUAGUGACCAGCAGAGACUGUCUGAUGACCUGGAUAGAGAAAUCCUCAGGAGGAACAGGUCUGAUAUUGACACCAGGCGGGCGAUGGAGAGCCUCACAGGGCACAUGACAACAUCCCAGAGACAAGACUCAGUAUCGUCUCGCGUGGAGCGGCGUCUGCAGGAACUGGAGAGAGAGAUACACAGCGAGGAGAGGAGCGCGGAAAGUGAAAGGCGGCCCGAGCAGCGGGUGGGCAUAUCCGAUGAGCUGCAGGAGACAAUAGGAAGACGACAAGUUCAAGCCCACGAGAGAGACGAGGCCAUGACAGCCAGGUUAUUGAAAGCAGAGAAGGAGAAGAUGGAGCAGGAUCUGGAGAGAGCUAGAAGACUAUUAGAACAGUCCGAGGACAGCAGGGAGUCACUCGUUCAACAGGUGGAGGACAUGCGAGAUGAGCUGCUGAGGAUAAGUAAGGAGAAGACUGAGCUUCAGAGGGCGCGGCUGGAUACUCCUCAGCCCACUGCUCAAACACAUGGCAACCACACUGACAGGGAGGAGGGAAGAGGUGGACAGCGAGGGCCAGACUUAGAAAAAGAAGUUGCAGAGUUGCGGGUUCAGCUGUGCAAGGCCUCUGUUCUCCGUGAGGUCGAGGAACUGAAGAGGGCUUUGGACCAUAAGGAGAAGGAGAGGGUCCAACUCAGCUUACAAAUUGAGGAACUGUCAUCAGAACUGGCGCGGCGGGAGCAGCAGCAGCUACGAAUGCUGGAACAGUUGAGGCAGAUGCAGAGCCGAGAGCAGACAGAGAGGAGGGAGACGGAGGCAUUACUCCAGGAGAGCACAAGGAGCAGAGAUGAAUUGAAGACCAGGGCCCAGGAGGCUGUGCGCCAGUGGAGGGCAAAGUGCAAGAGAAUGCAGAAGGAGCUGGAGGAGGCAAAGGCCCAGGUGCAAUUCCAUACUGACAAGGCCUUGCAGGCAGCCAGGGAAAAGGAGAGCUCUCAGGCCCAGCUAAAGGCGCUGAGCCAGCAUACUGAGGCAGCCCGCAGGGAGCUCGCUGAAAUUCUAGGCCGCUUGGCUCAGCGAGAGGAAGAACUCCACCGCAAGGACGUGGAGCUGUCCGAGACCCGCCAGCGGCAGUUGUCACUGGAGCAGGAAAUGCGGGAGGUAAGGGAGGCCUCAGCUGCCCUGGAAGAAGAGACUCGGCGUCAGUCUGCCAUCCAAACAAGACUAAAGGAAGAGAACCAGAGGCUGGAGGAACGAGCCGACACCCAAGCACGCCGCUUUCAAAGAGACCAGGACAAGCAGGAAGAGCUCCAGGCCGCCCUCAAGCACAUGACCUCCGCUCAUUCCCAGCAAGCUCAGCAGUUAGCUGAGGAUGAGAGGACCAGGAAAGAACUCCAGAAGGGAGCAUCAGAACUACAGGCUAAGCUGACAGCAAUGCAGGAGGAGCGGGCGGCACUGGUGCAACAGCUUCAGCUCGAGAGAGAGGUGCAUCAGAAGGAAGUGGACAACAUGAAGGCAAUGAUGGAAGACGGCAGGAUAAAGAAGCAUCGUGAAAUGCAGGCACACCUGAAGGAGGUUAAGGCAGAUGCAGCGUCAGACAAGGAGCUGUGUGGGGCGCUACGCAUCAAGUUGGACAGGAUGAAGGAUGAGUGUGAUAAGCUGGCAGCGCAACUUUACACAAAAGACGAGGCACACGUACUUCUCCUCAGAAAGUACCAACUACUCAAAGAGGAACUGGAUGAUAGAGUCCGGUCAGGUGACCAGAGACAAGCUUCAGAACUGGAGGAGAAGUUGCUGCGGAUGGAAGCGGAACAAGAAACAAUCCUUACCUCAAUGGGAGAGGAACUAGACACAGCCUGCCGCAGCCUAGCGAGGAAUGGUGAAGACAAACUACAGGCAAUCUCACAGAAACCUGGAUUAGUGAAAGACCCCCAUCACUGGCUUGCUGAGUCAAAGACAAAGCUACGCUGGCUAUGUGAAGAGGUGCGGGAACGCGUCACAAGAGAACAACGCCUGAGGAAGCAGCAUCAGCAGACCCAGGAUCAGUUGAAGGCCCUCAGGCAGAGCCGGGACUCAGAGCACGAUGCUCUCUUGCAGCGACUGGGCCAACAAGAGAAGCUGCUUUACUCCCUGUCCACUGAAAAGAAAGAGCUGUUGGAGAGGAGUCGCCGGAAGGAGGAAGAAAUGAGGAGCCUUCAGGACCGCAUUCUGGAUGUAGAGAUGAACACAAGAAUAGCCCUCGACCACCUGGAGUCAAUUCCUGAAAAACAAUGUCUGAUGGACAACUUCAAAGAUUUAGAGGAGUCACAGCGGCAGAGGGAGAUGGUCGAUCAGCGUUACACCAAAUACAAAGAGAUCGUCUGGGACCUGCAGCACCAGCUGGACGAGUCCAAACGCGAAUUCCAAGAGUACAGAGACGAGAAGCUGGACGCCACGUCCAGGAGCCUGAGACUUGCUGCUCUUUCUUCCUCCAUCAAAGGCCCCGGCACAUUCCUCAGCAGCUCGCUGAAGUGUGACACACUGUCACCUCAAAAACGCCUGAGCAGUUCGGACUUGGACGACUCUGUAGUCAACGGGGCCAAACCACUCACAGAUUAGCUCAACCCCGAUCUAUAUCCCUUCGAACAUGGACACACAGCGACGCACACAGCUGAUUGUACCUGCCCAGUGCUCAUCCAGAAAAAACUUGACUGUACUCGAAGGCCUCGCACUCAACACUAAUCCUCCUCGACUACCUCAAGCAGGCAAACACUGAAGGUGCUCGAGAGCAGGGGAGUGAUUUCAAACACACUUUAAAGGAGGUGAUAUGUUUGCACACUGUAAAAGAGGAACUACUAUCAAGUGUUUUUAUUUAUAAGAGCCUGAAGGGAAUUUAUUUCAAGGGUUUCAACCAAAAUCGUUUCACUGUUUUUUCCCAUUUUAACAACAUUUUAACUCAACAGCUAUUUUAAAUCUUGUAAACCAAACUGUGCUCCUCUUAUUAUGUGUUUAUGCUAAAUGAUUUUGACACAGUUAAGGCCUUUGCACACAUAACGCAUAUUUUUCUUAGGAUUCAUUUAUUACUAAUACUUUUUUACUUUUUUCGAAAGAUUUCACAUUUCAGUUUCUCUGAGGAUUUGCUUCUCUCAUUUAACCAAUCAGAAUCCAUUUUGUUGAUAGUGUCACACUUUGAAGCAACAACAACCUCCUCAUUCUGAACAUUUGUCGAUUUCUUUAAUAUAUUUGACUUGAGCCACUGCUUACAGUUAUUUUUGUCUUUAAAAGGAGCUGUACAGUGGCCGUUCUAAACCUGCCUUUCUAGAAUGCGCUGUUUGCUUGGUCUGUGGUGAUGCUGGUUGCGGUUUUCUUAAGUAAUUGAGUAAUUGAGCUGCAGCGAGUAAAGACUGACUGCAGGACUCAGUCCACAGAACCCUGAAGCCACAGCUGCUGCACAAACAACUGUUUACCUGUUUAUUCAAAGUUCAGUGAAGUUUGACUCAGAACCCUGAACUGGAUAAUCAGUUGUUUUGUUGACGUGAACGUGCUGUUGUCAUGAUCAACAACACAGUUCCACCCAAUGCUGCUACAGGUCCUCUUUUUGUUCAAAGUCUAUUAAAGUAGAAUUUAUCACGUGUGUCCAAAUAGCACCAUAUUCGACACUGCCCUUUCUUUGGGCCUUAAGGACACACUUUCCAAGUGUAAAGGCGAUGAGAUGAACAGCCGCGAGAUAUGUGAGCCACAGACAGAGAUUUCUGGAGUUAGACAGAUAUGAGGAUGUAGCUGACUUGAAACCAAGAUCAAGACACAUGUGACCCAACUGGAAGAAAAAGAAUGGACCAAACGUGCACAGCAGGGACAAUUUACAAAUAAACGUCCAAUUAAAAAGAAAAAAACAAACAGCCCAGCAUCAGCUUUUCUUCAAACUGUGCAAUGGGCGUCCGAUAAUAAUUCCAGCUGUGGUACAGUUUAAGCUCCUGAUUCAGGUGAAAUCAGCACCUGAUCCUCAUCGCUUGAUAUUGAUCCCAUCUUGGUUUUCCAGUGGUGAGUUUUUUCUCCAUAAUUCAUUUUCUACAUCACACCUCGCUGAAUAAUCUGAAUAAUUAGACACAAUCUCAAUAUUAUUUGCAGUUAUUUGAGUCGCAGUUGAUGUGCAAAGGCCUUAACUCUGCACAAACAGAAGUCUGGUGCCUUUUAAAGAAUAUGCAGUGUUUUUUAACGCUAAAAUUCUGGGUUGUCUCUUACAUGAAAAUGUGACAAAUCUUGUUUUUUUACCACAUUUUUUAAUGUAUUGAUGAGUUUUGUUACACGCAGUAUAUACACAUGGAUGUCUAUUUUUUAUGAAAUGCAAAAUAAGUAUAUGCACUAUGAAUAAAUCCCCAUGCAACUAACUGUCUGUUUAUAAGCACACUUGAUGUCCCCUCUAUUUCAGACUGAAGUGUCUGCUUUGAAACAGCAGAGAAACUCCAGCUAUUCCCACUGGUGCAUCUUUUGCAUUUUUUCUAAAAUCCCUCAUCAGAGAAAACAACCUUAAGCCACACCAGAGAGAAACGUCCUCUUUUAAUUUGCUGCCUGACUUCAGUGGCGUAAACACAGCACCUGCUCUGUAAACAUUUCUUUAACUUGAACAUAAUCUUGAGCCAAAUGUUUCCAGACUUUGUUCAGCUCUUCAGACAGGCUGCACAUUGUUAAAGUGACAAAUCAAAAAUCUUAACAUCACAGACAGAACGUACAACUGAAGUAAAUAACAUUUGAUGCUGCUGCCGUCAUGCUUCAAAUUUCAGAGAAUAGUUGUGGCGGCCUGCACAGUUUGCAAGAUCUCUGUGUGUUGUCGUCCUCAAUCAUUGAUACAGAUUUUAGUAAACUGUUAUAAAACUACAAAAAACAGACAGACAUGGAACUGAUAACAGAAUUGAUGGCGUUUCACUAUUUUACUUGGCUUGGUUGUGGGACAGACCAUUCCUGUCUCUGUAGUCUGAGAGAUAACGUGACAUAAGGUCGUACCCCCCUCACCAAAUAACGCAAGAGCCAAUGAGUCGGAAUGAAAGUGGCAC
This is a messenger RNA of Paralichthys olivaceus (Japanese flounder), 6181 nucleotides long. RefSeq names its product centrosomal protein of 128 kDa. The record is from RefSeq and is a predicted model, not a curated record. Gene Ontology annotation, cellular component: spindle pole; centriole. Lineage: Eukaryota; Metazoa; Chordata; Actinopteri; Pleuronectiformes; Paralichthyidae.